This is a messenger RNA of Crotalus tigris (Tiger rattlesnake), 4659 nucleotides long. RefSeq names its product GRAM domain containing 2A (gene GRAMD2A). The record is from RefSeq and is a predicted model, not a curated record. The coding region runs from base 280 to 1221 and encodes 313 amino acids. Gene Ontology annotation, molecular function: phosphatidylinositol-4,5-bisphosphate binding. Gene Ontology annotation, cellular component: extrinsic component of cytoplasmic side of plasma membrane; endoplasmic reticulum membrane; organelle membrane contact site. Gene Ontology annotation, biological process: regulation of store-operated calcium entry. The transcript is spliced from 12 exons. Lineage: Eukaryota; Metazoa; Chordata; Lepidosauria; Squamata; Viperidae.
GGGGAAGGAGGGAGCAUCUACGAACAAGAGGCUGCCGCCGGGUUGCGCGCUCACACAAGCCUGCACGGAGGGCAGCCGCGCCCGGGUGCUGCACCCGCCCUGACCCAGCCGGGCGCUUCUGAUCCCAGCGAGCCCAGACUGGGGAAAGCCAGCUGCGAGCGCCCCGAGGCUUCGCGUGCCAGAUGAGCGCCAGCGCACUUGAGCCGAGCGCGUGUCAAGCCGCGGGACACUUAACCCGCGACAAGAGUGUCGUGAGAAUGCAGCCUCGGCUCCAAACCAAUGCAUGAGAAAUCGGGGCCCAUGUACAGCCUGGACAAGCCGGAAUCCUGGCACAAGGAGAAGAACUUGGGUUCUCCGAAUGGCAGCCUGAAUUUGAAUAAUGCUGUAAAGAAUGAGGAACUCAAGAAAUGUCACCAAGAAGUCACGGCUCCCAAUAAGUAUAAUUCUCAGUAUCACAAGUUAUUCAAGGACAUCCCCACUGAGGAAAGCGUGGUUAAAGUCUGCUCCUGUGCCCUUCAGCGAGACAUCUUGAUCCAGGGCCGUCUCUACAUUUCUCCAAACUGGCUCUGCUUCUAUGCAAACCUUUUUGGGAAGGAUAUCAAGGUUGUGAUUCCUGUGGUCUCUGUCCAACUAAUAAAAAAGCACAAAACAGCCCGGUUGUUGCCAAAUGGACUCGCGAUCACCACCAACGCCAGCAGAAAAUACAUCUUUGUGUCCCUCAUUUCCCGAGACAGCGUCUAUGAUGUUUUGCGGCGAGUCUGCACCCACUUACAGGUCUCCAGCAAAAAAAGUCUGAGUUUGAAAGAGCUCAUUGAAAAGCCAGAUGCAGUAUCCUUGGAGGUCAUUGUCCCAGAGCUGAAGUGGAGACGGAGGUCCUCGGCGUCACUCUCCCUCACCCUCCCAGAUUCUGGCUUCCAGUGUAUCCACCGAACUUCGAUCAGCAACCUCAGUGCUAAGGACAACUCCUGCAACUCGGAGGAGCCCCUGGCAUCAGAAAGUACAAUAAACUCUGAGGAAGAAGAGGAGGAGGAGGAAUUAGUAGUGGACCAAAGCGACAAAGCAGAAUUGAGACCAGCUGAUUAUCAGCUGCUGAAAAUCUUCAUAGUGUUAAUCUGCCUUUUGGUGUUGUCCUCAUCGUACUUGGCCUUCCGAAUUUUCCGGCUGGAGCAGCAACUCUCCUCCUUGAACCAGGAUUACUUUUCCCGAGUAUCUCAAAGAUGAUUGUAGCACAAGGAAGAUUGGAGAAGAUCAAACUUCACUUUAACUUGGGUCCAAGUAGGUAACGUGGCUGCUAUGAAGAUGGGGCAAGUGGUUCUCUCUCCAUUCUUGUUGGACCAAAGCAGUGAGGAACACCUUAGGUGGUUCCUCGCCUCCAAGAACCCCGUCGGAGACUUCACACGUUGCAUCAACUCUGCUAGAACAUCUUCCAGGCUGUUAGGGAUGCUUAUGGCCAUCGCCAAAAAGGUUCUGGCUAAGUUGGCCCAAGAGGGGCAAGUUCCAGGCCACAAUAUCAGAGGUGAUCCUCCUCAGCUCUGACAAAGUUAUGGGACUUAACUCUCAACAAGUGCCAGCAACGUUGGAGAUUGCACUAGAGGACUUCUCCCAAGUCCUUCCUUGCACUUUGGAACAGCAGCGUUUAGAAGGCUGCGCUUGCCAGUGGACUUCGUGGCUCUUGGGACACCAUCUCCAAGGGGCUCUUUGAGAUGCCAGAGACAUGGCUGGUUUCUCCUCUGGAGAGGGUUCCUCCAGGGCGCGGUUGGUGCCAGCAUUCACGCCCUCUUUUCCUGUGGAAGGCGGGUGGCCGGAUAGUUACUGCUCCUGCAAUGAAAACACAGCCAGUCAAUGAAGAUGACUAGUCAAUCAUCUUUUACUAAGGAUGAGUAGGAGUUUGGAGCUGUCCCGUCUCUGCCCUUUCACAUCCCAGUAUUCUGAGUUCUCCUUAGGACCAAUCUUCUUGCACUAACGAGAGUCUUCUGACCCGGAGCAAUGCCGCUGUGGCAAUUUGCACCCCUGCUACCUUUCCAGAGCCAAAGUGACUUUUGAGUGGAUGAGCCUCUCGGCUGCUAGGGAAGCCCUGCGUUCUUACGGACUGGAGCCAUCCGCACGCGCAGAGCUGUUGGGUAGGCAGCCACAUCAGGCUCUUGCCGGAAAAGUAACCGUAAAAGAAGCUUCUCGCUGACGGAGUUGGGAGCCCAAAAUGCACUUCCCGUUGGUCUGCCUCCUUAAAUAGAAACCGUAGCUUGGCUUUGAUGGGCUACAAAAGCACGGGAGAGGAGCAGGGCAGAGAAGAGACAGCCCCACCAAGUAGACCAGACGGUGAAAUCAACUUUACAGGAUGAUUACAAUUAUUUUGAGACUGGCUGUACUAAUUAUAAUCCCCUCCCCCUUCUUCUAGUUCACUAGGGAGGUGUCUGUCUGAGCCACUUCCAGAUGGUAUCUGGAUGAAUGGAUGGAUGCCUGUCUCCAUCAGGGUCAUCUUCCUUCUCUGUACAGCCUCCGGUCAGCCGCAACCCAGCAACAGGGUGAGAAAACUUAGUUGUUCGGCCCCGGAAGACCUAUUGGGGGCCAAGUGGGGGAUUGGGCCAGGAAAUUUCCAUCAGGAAAAGGAUCUGCUGGAGAGAAGCUGUGGGGUUGGAGCUGGAGACCAAAGUCACCUCUGAAGGGAGGGCCGGGUCUUCCGCUGAGCAUCUCCUAGGAACGGAUAGAGAGGGAGGGAAGUAUUGAAGAGUAAUGGACUCGGCACCAAUGAGCAGAUGGUCUCCUGACAUAGAGCAAACCCCUCUAUGGUCCUCCCAGUUUGUCCUACAGGGCUGCAGGAGGACCUGUGGGGGUUUAUGGAUGGGAGGCAAAUGACACUCCUGUUGGCAGCUAGUUGGGUGUGAACAAAACAUGGAAAAAGUGGGGCAUUGAUGGAAAGACGCUGCGGUGUCCCCCAGGGGGCUUCCGAGCAGCUGAAGGUCAUUUCAUCAGCAUCACUGGAGAGAAGCAGCCAUCACGGCUUCUCCUCCUUCCCAGGGACCAGCCGGGCUGCUGGACAGCUGUCGGUGUCUUCUUUAGCAAUAAGGUCUCAGGUGUUUAUGCAACUUCUUUUCACGAGAACCUCCCACCUUGUGGCUGGGAAUGUGUAACACUGAUUUAUCGGUCUGUUUUUUUUGGGGGGGGGAGAAGCGCUGCUAGGACAAGGACCCUGUUUCAUUGACCAGUGAGCGGGUUUGCAAGACCAAAAAAAAAAAAAUCUAUGGCCAGCAGGCAAAGACCGAUCAGGUAAGGCUGGCAAGAAGGCAGAGUAAUUAGGAAAUGCUCACAAACCUAGGUUAUGCCAAGGAGAGCUUUGCUGAGCCCGCUGUCCUUUGAAGGUGUUUGUGCAUCUGGAUGGGGAAAGAAAUUUAGGUUGCCCCUUCGCUGCAGUUAUUUUUUCUGUCGUGUUUGCAAGAUUUAGCAGCUGUCAGGAGCUCAAAAUCCAGUUUGCACUUGAGCUGUUUCCUUUCAUUCUUUAACAACACCCGUCUAUCCUACCGAAGAUAAUUACGGGAGGCACUUUGAAUACAGUAGAAAGGCACGAUAUAAAUGCACAGUAUUGUUAUUGUGAAUGUCGUCGUUUUUAUUUCUUUUCAAAAAAUAUUCAGGAUAACUGCCUCAGGACAUUUUGGGGGUGUUGUCCUCUACGAGACCUAGGCUAACUAUGGCAGCAAGGGAAAUACAAAGGACCAGCAAAAGCUUAGCAAAGCUUCAGACCGUUUUGCCAUCCUGGGCUGCAGAAUUGUGUAAAACGGAUUCCCGUUUUCGGCUGAAAGGCCAUCAGUUUGGGAUGGCUACUGAAAGCGUAAAGCCAGAAGCCAAUUUUUUAAAAAAUCUGACACCUUAGAUAAAUUUGAGAACACCAAUCCCAGUCACUAUGAAAAUCCAAUUAUUAUUUUUUCUAUGGUUACAUUGUUGGUACUUAUGAGUACUUCCCGUUUUGCCUAAAAAAAAAAAUUAUUUAAAAUGUGAGAAACCAUCAUAUGAACUAUAUUUAAGUUUAAAUUAAAGUUAAGGUAUCAUUCUUUGGUGUAUGAUUCCUAACAGGUUGGUUUCUUUGGGUCCACAAGAGCCUGACUAAGGUGGAAUUGAAUGGCUGGGUUUAUGUGUUGUGCGAUGUUUUGAGUUGCUUUAACUGCGGUUUUUAUAAGCAGAAAGACCUGAAGUCAUACAACAACAUACUGUAAAGACCAAAAUAAUUCAGUUAGGAUUGUUGUAAGUCUAGGACAGGGGUGGGGAACCUUGGCUCUUUUAUGACUCGUGGACUUCAACUCCCAGAAUUCCUGAGCCAGCCAUGCUGAGGGGAAAGGGAGAGGUUUCCAAGCUGAGCCAUGCCGGCUCAGGAAUUCUGGGAGUUGAAGUCCACGAGUCAUAAAAGAGCCAAGGUUGCCUACCCCUGCUCUAGGACUACCUGUACUGAAGUUCAUAUCCUGAAAUCUGGAGACCUGCAGUGUUAUUGCAAUCUUGCAGCUGGGGGAAAAAUUACCUCUUUUCUAAAUGCCAAAACCUCGUGAGAUUGCCAAACCUUGGGAGCUGAUAGUAUUCUUUAAAAUAUUACUGUGUUUAAUUCCGGAGGCCCACGGAUGUCACCUGCUUGUAUAUGUGUGCCAUGGUGCCCGCAACACUGACUUUCUGACUCUG